Messenger RNA from Schistosoma mattheei, 627 nucleotides. NCBI's taxonomy places the organism in Eukaryota, Metazoa, Platyhelminthes, Trematoda, Strigeidida, Schistosomatidae. The record is from the annotation of a GenBank genome assembly.
AUGGACGCGGAACAUAGUGAUGAUUGGGGUAUCGGUGGUGAAUUGGAAUUGGCUCAAGACUUCGAAGUUAUCGAUCUGAAUGAAUUUGAUUCUAGUUGUGGUUACAUUUCGGAAGCAGAUGACUCAACAUAUAUCUCUUCGUUUCUUAAUGGUCUCGUAACUGAUGAAACUCUUUAUUCACGAUAUUUGAAUGGGAUUAUCAGUUUUGAUGAUUUGAUGCGUGAAAUGAACCACUCUACUACUCUGGAUAAUGAUUCUUGCCACAGUAGUGAUUCAGACUGUUCUAGCAAAAACGACGAUUCUGAAUAUUCUACACGACCUAGGAGAUCUAAAAGACGACAAAAUCCUGAUACAGCUGGAAAGAAAAAACUGAAAUUAAGAGGACCACUUAUUUCUAAACGUGCUCGCUUACCAAUUGAGUUAGCACAAUAUCUUGGAGAAGCUGAAAGACAUUUGAACAAUGAUGAAUUUGAACACGCUGAACGUAUUUGCUAUCAGAUCAUUGACACAGCUCCCCAAGCUUCCCAACCAUAUAUUGUUUUGGCCGAAAUUAGUUUUCGUCGUGGGAAUCAAGAAAAAGCCAAAGAAGUGAGUUUAACCGAAUUAAACAGUUCAUUUUAUAGUUGA